AUGAUUCGCACAUUGGUUUUGCACUUUUUGUUGUAUCUGUUUGGUGUGUUUGAUGAUGUUGAGUCAUAUGAAGUGAAGUCAGUGUCAGUGAUGGAGGGAGAAUCUGUCACUCUACACACUGAUAUUACUGAAAUACAGAGAGAUGAUGAAAUCGAGUGGAGGUUUAACAGCAUUCGCAUAGCUACAGCAGACAUUCCUGAAUAUGAAAAUGCUGAGAGAUUCAGAGACAGACUGAAGCUGGAUCAGACCGGAUCUCUGACCAUCACAGACACCAGAACCACAGACUCUGGGGACUAUAAAGUUAGUACCACUAUCAAAAAUACUGAGUCAAUCAAGAGAUUCAGUCUUACUGUUUAUGCUCCAGUAUCCGUUCCUGUCAUUACCAGUGACAUUUUACAGUGUUGCUCAUCAGCAGAAAGUUCAUCAAGCCCAAAAUGUGUCCUGCUGUGUUCAGUGAUGAAUAUAAUUCAUGUGACUCUCUCCUGGUACAAAGGAAACAGUUUACUGUCCAACAUCAGUGCACUGGAAAAAAAGUGUGUGUCUGAUCUCAGCAUCAGUCUGUCUCUUCCUCUGGAGCUGGAAUAUCAGGAUAAUAACACCUACAGCUGUGUGAUUAACAAUCCUGUCAGUAACAAGACCAGACACGUCUGCGUUACCGAUCUCUGUCGUUUGUGUUCAGUUCGUCCGUCCACUCCUACCAUCACUCCACAAAAUCCUUCAUCAUCUGACAGUGCUGCAGACUCUGUACCUCUGACUGUGCUGAUCUCUGCUGCUGCUGCUGGAUUUCUGUUGAUUGGUGUGGCAGUUGUGAUCUUCUGCAUCUGCUGGAAAAAAAGACCAGAACAAGAGGAUCAGACCCGUGGAGAAGAGAUAACAUACGCUGAUCCAACAUUUUACAAAAGAAAUGCACAAAAAGUGAAAGAAGAGGAUGAGGUGGUGUAUGUGGGUGUUGUCACAAGACGUUAA
This is a messenger RNA of Carassius auratus (goldfish), 966 nucleotides long. RefSeq names its product CD48 antigen-like. NCBI's taxonomy places the organism in Eukaryota, Metazoa, Chordata, Actinopteri, Cypriniformes, Cyprinidae. The transcript has 8 exons. The record is from RefSeq and is a predicted model, not a curated record. Bases 1 to 966 code for a protein of 321 amino acids.